CAGCAGCUGCCACUGCCAGUAGCUGUCUUCCGUGUGAAGCCGCAUGCAAUCUAGCACAAGCAGUGACUUUUUGAAGAAACUUUGAAAGAAGAGAAGCAGUGGCAAUCUUCGUUCAGCUUGGGCGCUUGGAGACACCCUCCCACUCGCGGCAGGCUCAAUACUCUGCCGCGUUGCCGUAGGCAGAGCUUCAGCAACAUACCACCAUUGCUGUAUCUUCCCUUGUGUCUGGAGCAUUUUCACACGGUCGACCUGAUUCAGGCAAGAAAGCAAAUUGAGGUUGUCUAAAAUGCUCGUACAGAAGUUGUCGCUCGUUCUCUUACUCGUGAUUCCUAUUGUAACAGCUGGGAAACCUGAUGUUGAGCAGACUGCGGAAAUCAGUGAAGCGGCCACAUCAAUUGCUGGCUUGAUGGUCAACGAGUCAGCUCCCACACCAGCCGAAGCAGUCAAUGACUCUGGGAAGGGACCUGAAAGUGCACUGGAAGAUACGGAUGCGUUUAAGCAGGCUAUCCUCACAGAACCAGGUCUCCACGAGAUCAAUGGCACCACACUUAGCCUGCUACUUGAAGAAGUUCGUAAGAGAGAUGACUUGUUCCUAGGGGUCUUCUUCUAUGCCCGUUGGUGUCCCUUCUCCCAGCAGCUGUUCCCACUGGUUCGCACUCUGCCGGAGCUCUUCCCCCAGUUCCCUCUAGUUGCAGUGGAAGAGAGAGCUGUCAAGCCCAGCGCCCUCUCGAGAUAUGGUGUCUACUCGUUCCCCCUCUUCUUCAUCUACUCCAAGAAUCAUAGGUCCAAAUUUACUGGGUCGAGAGAGCUCGAAACCCUGGUGGAGAUGAUCACGACUACAACAGGAUACAAUCCGGUUGCUCGGCCGAAGACGGACCACUGCGAAGCCAACUUGGCGCUCUUUGACCGCUUGUCGACUCCUGAGGUAGAUUCCGGCUCUCAAAUGUGCCCCGAUCUUACUGCUUACCAUCAUAGGGCGGUGCAGGAAGAAACUUGUCCUUAUCGGUGGACGUUUCAGCCGUCCAUCUGGGCGUCCAACAAUUUGUAUCUUAUGCUAGCGAGCUCGUUUCUUGCUCUUCGAUUCCUGUUCUUCCUAAUCCGUGAAGGAUGGGGAUGGCUGAAGCAAGGACAAAUAACAGGGCAGCAAAUACAAUGAUGCGUUCAAUCGUGUUGUAAGGGAACGUUUGAGUAGCUUGGCGGGCGUUUGUGCAUGGAUUGUGAUCUUGAGUGUUCAUUUGCAUUGGCGAUACGUGGAUCGAAGUGAGGUACCA
Klebsormidium nitens is the source of this 1271-nucleotide messenger RNA. Lineage: Eukaryota; Viridiplantae; Streptophyta; Klebsormidiophyceae; Klebsormidiales; Klebsormidiaceae. The record is from the annotation of a GenBank genome assembly.